Messenger RNA from Acinonyx jubatus (cheetah), 957 nucleotides. Its product is annotated as olfactory receptor 52E2. The transcript has a single exon. NCBI's taxonomy places the organism in Eukaryota, Metazoa, Chordata, Mammalia, Carnivora, Felidae. Gene Ontology annotation, molecular function: olfactory receptor activity; G protein-coupled receptor activity. The record is from RefSeq and is a predicted model, not a curated record. Gene Ontology annotation, biological process: G protein-coupled receptor signaling pathway. Gene Ontology annotation, cellular component: membrane. The coding region runs from base 7 to 957 and encodes 316 amino acids.
AAAAGAAUGUUCCUUCUCAAUGACACCCAGUUCCACCUCAUCUCCUUCUUGUUGCUGGGGAUUCCAGGGAUGGAAACAUUGCAUGUCUGGAUUGGCUUUCCUUUUUGUGCUGUGUACAUGAUUGCCCUCAUGGGGAACUUCACUAUCCUGUUUGUGAUCUGGGUUGAGAGCAGCCUACACCAGCCUAUGUUUUACUUCCUGGCCAUGUUGGCUGCUAUUGAUUUGGGUCUGUCCACAGCUACCAUCCCCAAGAUGCUCGGGAUCUUCUGGUUCAACCUCAGAGAGAUCAUCUUUGAAGCCUGCCUCAUGCAGAUGUUUUUCAUUCACAGCUUCACACUUAUGGAGUCAGCAGUCUUGUUGGCAAUGGCUUAUGACCGCUAUGUGGCCAUCUGCGAUCCGUUUCGAUACAGCACCGUCCUCACCAACAAGAUUGUCUCUGUGAUUGGUGUUGGUGUGUUAGUGAGGGCAUUUAUUUUUGUGAUUCCAUUUGUGUUUCUUAUUUUGCGACUGCCCUUCUGUGGGAAUCAUGUCAUUCCCCAUACCUACUGUGAACACAUGGGUCUGGCUCGUCUGUCUUGUGCCAGCAUCAAGAUCAAUAUUAUUUAUGGCUUAUGUGCAAUUUGUAAUCUAGUAUUUGACAUCAUAGCCAUUGCCCUUUCUUAUGUUCAGAUACUCCGUGCGGUUUUCCGUCUUCCUUCCCGUGAAGCCCGACUCAAGUCCCUCAGCACAUGUGGUUCUCAUGUUUGUGUAAUUCUUGCCUUCUAUACACCAGCCCUCUUUUCCUUUAUGACACAUCGCUUUGGCCAUAACGUCCCCCGCUAUAUCCACAUACUCCUGGCCAAUCUUUAUGUCGUAGUGCCACCAAUGUUCAACCCUGUCAUCUACGGAGUCAGAACCAAACAGAUUUAUGACCAUGUGAAGAAAAUAAUAUUAAAGAAACAAGGAAAGGAAAAAUAA